AUGGCACCGAUGAGUUUGCCUCCAGGUUUCAGGUUUCAUCCAACAGACGAAGAGCUAGUGGCAUACUAUCUGGACAGGAAGGUCAACGGCCGAACCAUUGAGCUUGAGAUUAUCCCCGAAGUUGAUCUCUAUAAAUGCGAGCCAUGGGAUUUGCCUGAGAAGUCAUUUUUGCCGGGGAACGAUAUGGAAUGGUACUUUUACAGCACAAGGGAUAAAAAGUAUCCGAAUGGGUCUAGGACAAACCGUGCGACCCGAGCGGGUUACUGGAAAGCCACAGGGAAAGAUCGUGUAGUAGAAUCAAAGAAGAUGAAGAUGGGGAUGAAGAAGACGCUCGUUUAUUACCGAGGAAGGGCUCCUCAUGGCCUUCGUACUAAUUGGGUGAUGCAUGAAUAUCGUCUCACUCACCCUACUUCCUCCUCUUCCAUCCAGGAAUCGUAUGCAUUGUGCCGUGUGUUUAAGAAGAAUAUACAAAUUCCAAAGAGAAAAGAAGAAGAAAUGACUACUAGUGUUGGGAAAGAGGAGGAAGAAGAGGAGAAGAAGAAGUGGAAAAAGUAUGAUGGGGAGACGAUGGAAAGAGAAAGCGAAGAAGUGGAAAGCUUAAAAAUAGCAUCAGCGGAGACAUCCUCAUCAGAGCUCACUCAAGGGAUCCUUUUAGACGAAGCUAACAGUUCAUCCAUUUUCGCCCUUCAUUUCUCGUCUUCCCUUCUCGACGAUCAUGAUCAUCAACUUUUUGAAAACUACCCUCAGCUUCCCUUCCAUUCUCCUCUCCCACUCCAAGGUUUCCCUCAGCUCUCUAUGAACGAAGCAGAGAUCAUAUCUAUGGACAAUUCCAAGCAACAAGACUUUCACUACAGAGACUCGAUAAACGGGACACUUGACGAGAUCUUCUCUUUUGCUUCUUCCUCCGCCACCUUGCCCCCAGCACUUUAAUAUAUAAUCCUUAUUUUCAUUUAAUAUAUAGUCCUUAUUUUCAUAUUCAGACUUCUUUUCUUAACCUACCGAAUUAUAUUUAGAUAAUUCAUAUAUAUCGUUUUUCUUUUCUUUUUGGCUUCUCAAUUGGUAUAAGUGUAACCUACGACAAAAGGUUUGUGGUUGUUGA
This is a messenger RNA of Brassica rapa (field mustard), 1099 nucleotides long. Its product is annotated as NAC domain-containing protein 71-like. Gene Ontology annotation, biological process: regulation of DNA-templated transcription. Lineage: Eukaryota; Viridiplantae; Streptophyta; Magnoliopsida; Brassicales; Brassicaceae. Gene Ontology annotation, molecular function: DNA binding. The record is from RefSeq and is a predicted model, not a curated record.